AUGGAAGAAACAUUAUGGAAGAAUGUAUCCCAAAACUACAUGCGAUUGCUUGAAGAUAAAGAUACUUGUGAUGUUUCUAUUGCCGUUGGUAGUGGGGAGGACAUAAAAACUUUUAAAGUACACUCGCUUAUUCUACGUGCCCAGACACCUUAUUUCCGCACCGCACUUUCAGCUCAAUGGGGAAAAAUGAAGGACGGGCAAAUGUUUUUAGAGAAACCAAAUGUUUCCCCAGAGAUAUUUGAUGAUAUACUUCUGUAUAUAUAUUCAUCACGGAUAAACUUGUUAGGAAAAUCAAUACAACACAUCCUUGGCAUUUUAUCGACGGCUGAUGAACUUAUUCUACCAGCUCUCACUGAAUAUGUUCAAAGUUUUCUUAUGCAAAAAUCACAAAAAUCAUUGGUACAGCAACAUCCUGUAGAAAUCUUAAUUGCGUCAUUUCAAAAUGUCGCAUGGAAAAAACUUCAAAAUUAUUGUAUAUCAAAAAUUUGUUCUCAACCAUGGAUGUUGUUUGAGUCACCUCUCUUUUAUAGUUUAGAUUCUUCAAUUCUUCUGGCAAUAUUACAAAAGGAUGAGUUACAAAUGGACGAAUCAGAAAUAUGGUAUCGGAUCAUACUAUGGGGAACCAUGAAAGAUGAACUGUUGCCGGAUGAUGUGGCCGAUUGGCAACAACGGGAUUUUGACAGUCUAAGCAUGAUUAUACAAGAAUUCUUGCCUCAUAUACGAUUUUUUCAAAUGUCAGCCGAUGAUUUUGAUUCCAAAGUAUCUCCCUAUAGACCUAUCUUUCCUGCUGAUCUAUAUGAGGAUAUAUUAUGGCAUUUUAUUAAACCUGAUAGACCUAAGAAGAAUCAAGUGCUUCCGAGGAGACAUCAUCCUUACAUAAGAG
Messenger RNA from Acaulospora colombiana, 883 nucleotides. NCBI's taxonomy places the organism in Eukaryota, Fungi, Glomeromycota, Glomeromycetes, Diversisporales, Acaulosporaceae. The record is from the annotation of a GenBank genome assembly.